Brenthis ino (lesser marbled fritillary) is the source of this 1059-nucleotide messenger RNA. The record is from the annotation of a GenBank genome assembly. Lineage: Eukaryota; Metazoa; Arthropoda; Insecta; Lepidoptera; Nymphalidae.
AUGUUACUCAAAAGUGCGAAUGUUUGCUUUAUAUACUUCUUGUCAUCAUUGAUUGUGACUCUUGCCGGUCGUGAUUUUUACCAAAUCCUCGGUGUGUCACGUUCGGCCAACACCAAUGAAAUCAAGAAAGCUUACAGAAAAUUAGCAAAAGCACUACAUCCAGAUAAAAAUCAAGAUGAUCCAGAAGCAUCCCAAAAGUUUCAAGACCUAGGAGCAGCUUACGAGGCAUUAUCAGACCCUGAGAAAAGGGAAAUGUAUGAUAGGUGUGGGGAGGAGUGUCUGAAGAAGGAUGGCAUGAUGAAUAAUAAUGAUCCUUUUGCUAGUUUCUUUGGAGAUUUCGGUUUUCACUUUGGUGGCGAACCCCAACAGCAUGAGACUCCAAGAGGUGCAGAUGUCAUUAUGGAACUCAGUGUUUCAUUAGAAGAACUCUAUAAUGGAAACUUUAUUGAAAUUACUCGGAACAAACCAGUUAUAAAGCCAGCACCUGGUACUAGGAAGUGUAAUUGUAGGCAAGAGAUGGUGACCAGGAACCUAGGCCCUGGGCGUUUUCAAAUGAUGCAACAAACUGUAUGUGAUGAAUGUCCUAAUGUUAAACUAGUCAAUGAAGAAAGACUGCUGGAAGUAGAGGUAGAAGUAGGUGCCCCAGAUGAUCAUAAGUCACGAUUGAGAGGUGAGGGAGAGCCCCACAUGGAUGGAGAGCCAGGAGACUUAAUCUUUGUUUUUAAAACUGAAAGGCACCCACAGUUCACGCGGAAGGGUGAUGACCUUUACACAAAUGUAACAAUUUCAUUACAGGAUGCUUUGACUGGUUUCACAUUAGAAAUUGUUCACUUGGAUGGACACAAAGUCAGUGUAUCUCGCGACAAGGUGACAUGGGCUGGAGCGCGUGUGCGUAAGAAGGGAGAGGGCAUGCCUAACUUUGAGAACAACAAUCUACAUGGUAACCUGUAUGUCACUUUCGACAUAGAAUUCCCAAAGAAAGACUUCUCUGAUGAAGAAAAAGAAGCUUUGAGAAAAUUACUAAAACAGUCGCCGAAUAAUAAAGUAUACAAUGGACUC